Corticium candelabrum is the source of this 1539-nucleotide messenger RNA. RefSeq lists its product as uncharacterized. Gene Ontology annotation, biological process: DNA integration. The transcript has a single exon. The record is from RefSeq and is a predicted model, not a curated record. NCBI's taxonomy places the organism in Eukaryota, Metazoa, Porifera, Homoscleromorpha, Homosclerophorida, Plakinidae. Bases 241 to 876 code for a protein of 211 amino acids. Gene Ontology annotation, molecular function: nucleic acid binding.
UGGACUAAUUUUCGAGGAGAGAGUUGUAGUUCCUCAGAGUAUGAGAGUUCUAAUGUUACAACGAAUACACUCAUCACACAUGGAGGUAAACAGCUGCAUACAAAGACCCAAAGAUAACCUCUACAGGCCAGGCAUGAGUUCACAAGUCAAGGACAGAGUAGAAAGAUGCAAAACAUGUAGAAAGUUUGAGACUACGCAACAGAAAGAGAGUUUGAAACCACACUUCAUUCCAGAACGACUAUGCAUGAAGUUGGAGCAGAUUUGUGUAGUUGUGCUGAUCAUGAAUACCUUGUCAUUGCAGACUACUUAAGCAGUUUUAUAGAUGUGGACUGUCUAGAAAAGACAACAUCAGGUGCAGUUAUUCGAGCACUAAAGGAACAGUUUUCAAGACAUGGUAUUCCAAAUGAGCUUAUCACUGAUAAUGGCCCACAAUUAGUGUCUAAGGCGUUUGAGGAAUUUACACAAAACUGGGAAUUCACACACACAACAUCAAGCCCGGUAUAUUUGAAGAGCAAUGGAAAGGCAGAGAGUGCGGUCAAAGUAGUGAAAACACUCAUGAAGAAAGCAGCAGAUUCUAAGAUGGAUUUGUGGCUUGAAUUGUUGGAAUAUCGCAACACUCCCACCGAGGGUGUCCAGUUGAGUCCAGCGCAGAGAUUGUAUAAUAGAAGAACAAGGACAUUGCUUCCAGCAAAGGACACAACACUACAUCCAAAGAUGGUGGAAGGUGCUGCAAAAGCAUUAGUGGCACGCCAAGAGAAACAAGUCGAAAGAUACAACAGACGGGCAAAAGAUUUACCAGCAUUGGAACUGGGAGAGGUAGUAAGAGUGCAGCCAUUGACAGGCAAGAGCAACCAUCACAAUGGAAAUAGGCGGUGAUUACUAAAAUUCUACCCAACCGUUCAUAUGAGCUCAAUACAGAGUCAGGCAAAUCAUACAGACGAAAUAGAGUUCAUCUAAAGAAGACAAAGGAAAGUCCACUGAAGCAAUAUGAUAGCUCAAGUCAAGUUGACAAAGAGCCAACUCAAAUUGGGCAAACAGUGAAACCGAAAGACCAAACAGUGAGACCAACACCAAAAGAAAUGACAGUGAAAGAAGUACCCAAGGAAGAUGUAUUGUGACCAGCGAGAGUUACUAGAAGUGUUUGAGAGGUGAAAGUGCCAAGAUAUCUGAAGGACUAUGUUAGUUAUAAGUAGUUGAAAAUUUGCGUUGGAUUUGUAGAACACUCACGGAAGUUCUCCUUUUUUUUGUUUUUAAAGAAAAGUGGCUGUAGGGUAGACUAAGUAGUAUGAGUGUACGGACACUAGACUAGACUACUAGUAGACUGUAGGCGUUGUUUCUCUUAGUGAAAUAUAGACAUAUAACACGUUACAAAGACAAGCUUUCCAGUAUAGCAGAGAGACAUAAUAGGAGGUCAUGUAGAUGUACAUGUGUACAGGACUGUUUAUACAGUAUUUGCUGAGUGGGUGCCAGACAUAACAGAACUUGUUUUAUUCAAAACAACAGUUGUAGCUUGAUCAAGACAGCCAUGGUCACCAUGUG